This is a messenger RNA of Phyllostomus discolor (pale spear-nosed bat), 1314 nucleotides long. RefSeq names its product zinc finger CCHC-type containing 10 (gene ZCCHC10). Lineage: Eukaryota; Metazoa; Chordata; Mammalia; Chiroptera; Phyllostomidae. The record is from RefSeq and is a predicted model, not a curated record. The coding region runs from base 290 to 823 and encodes 177 amino acids. The transcript is spliced from 4 exons. Gene Ontology annotation, molecular function: zinc ion binding; nucleic acid binding.
AUCUUGGUCUGAAGUCUAAUUAUUCUGUUUUGUUCACAAGGAUACUGUGACUUUCCAGGAUGCCCUACUGAAAUACAGUCACCCAAAAGGUGAUACGGCAUUAGUCUAUAAAAUUUCAAUACCUAGUGGCCAUGGCUUUUCUUUCUGAAUCAAUUUAAUAAACCCAGCCAGAAUUUUGGCUGGGAUGGAUGCUAAGUUCACUGGUCUAGUUUGUGGAAUCUACCCCUUUCCCCACUUCUAAAAUCAAAAUGGCAUUUGCCUACUUCCGGUCUUUCAACACCACUCCUGUAUGCUAGAGUUCCUCAGGUUACCAGCAGUGGCCCAGCAGCCUCACCUGGAAAAUCUCUGUGAAGCAAAUAAGCAACAUGUAAGGUGUCAGAAAUGCUUGGAAUUUGGACAUUGGACUUACGAAUGCACAGGAAAAAGAAAAUACCUACAUAGGCCUUCAAGAACAGCAGAACUAAAGAAAGCUUUAAAAGAAAAAGAAAACAGAUUAUUACAACAAAGCCUUGAAGAAGCUAAUGUAGAAAGAAAGGCCAAGAAAAAAAGGUCUAAGAGCGUAACCAGUUCCAGUAGCAGCAGCAGUGACAGUUCAGCCAGUGAUUCUUCAUCAGAGAGUGAAGAAACAUCUACCUCGUCCUCCUCUUCCUCCGAAGACAGCGACACCGAUGAAAGCUCCUCUGGGUCCUCAUCUUCGGCCUCCUCCACAAGCUCGUCCUCGUCAUCGGAUUCAGACUCGGAUUCCAGCUCUUCCAGCAGCAGCAGCACCAGCACUGAAAGCAGCUCCGAAGAGGAACCCCCGAAGAAGAAGAAAAUGAAGUAGAAUCUCUGCACCCGUAUUGGACUGAUGGACAGAAAACUUUCCUCCGAUUCUCAAAAGGGAAUUUAGGAUACGUCAAAGCCAAAUAGGUUAACUGGCCAAAAUUUUGAGAGCUCAAAAGUUUCUAAAUGUUUUACAUUGUAAGAGCAUAAAAGUAUUAAUAAAUGGAUUAUAUAUAUAUAUACACUUUUUUAUUUUAAGGGUAAAUCCUGUUUUUCUUUUUUAUCUUUAAAAUAUAUCUCUAACCUUUAAUCAAAAGCUGAAAUCCAGUAAAUCUGUUUUUUGUGAUAAAGCUUUUCUCCCUGUGAAAUAAAUGCUGUACUUUGUUAUGUUAGUGUUAUGUAUGAAACAUAUUUUUAGGAUAAUGCAUCAGAUUAUCUGGCAGAGAAUUCCUAAUGCUUUCGUCUCUAUGUUGUUACGUCAGGUUUAAUACAUUGUUAUAUAAGCUUAGGAGUUUUCCUACUGUUAAUAAAUGUGCUCUAUUUUUAUGUUUA